UAAGUAGUAUGUUUUUCUUCAGCAAAUUUGCGAUCCUUCAAAACAAUUAAAAUGCUUGGAUUUAACAUACAUGCGAUCUCAUUCGUAACAUUUAAAUGUUUUGAAUUCACGAGCCUACCACCAUCUUUACCCACUAGGCCAUUUCAAAAUAGCUUGAGUGAACGAUAGCUUCAGCCUAUGUUAUAGACCCAAUGCUACGUCUGUGAACGCAAGCUAGUGAACGGUUUCCCAUUGAAAUCAAUACAGCCCUGGGGACAAGAUUGGUAAUCACAAUUUUAUUGGUAGAUAUUUGUAUGGUUUCAGUGUUCAAACACAUGUAUAACAUAACAUUUGUUUCGCAAUUGAUAAAAACUUUUCCAAUGAACAUCUGUUUUUUAAAAACAAUGUUAAUUACAACAUUCCCGCUGGAAUACAUUUUGAACGAUAAUUGUUCUAUGAUUGUUCUAUUAUGAAAUUGGCAACUUUCAAAUGUUUUUAUUAAUUGCAUUCUAAAAACAAAAAAUAUAAAAUUAUGUAAUGAAAUGCAAGUAAUAAUUGUACGAAAUUUUGCUGUUUUGAGUGCCACAAAGCCAAAUUCCGGCGAUCUAGGGACCUCAAAACCCAAAAUUUUCCAUUACACACCAACCAUGGUGGUGCGUCACGGAGAAACAAACCUAAACAAAAGUUGGGCAUAAGUAGAAAGUUCAGCUGGCACAUCUUUGACGUUGGUUACUCAAUCUACGCCCCUGUCAAAGUAGAACCUUUGCAGUCUAUUGGCUGCAGAGCACUGGCCAAGUGACACUGUUUGCCCAUCUCGAGAGAGACCUGAAAAAUGGACAAUUUCAAAUAUUAUUUCCAGGGUUGUAUACUUUUUUUACUGCCAUAAAUAUAGAAAUACAACUAAAUAAUUAUUUUGACUAAACAAUUUUUAAAUGAAAUAUUUAUUUUUUUAUUAUAAUUUUAGAUACAUUCUUUUUUAGGAACUAAGCAUUUCAUCUUAAAAUAAGGGACAUGAUAUAUAAAUAGCAUGUUUUAGGAUUGUUAUGGCAAGUGCUAACAGAAAAAAUCACUUUAAAGUAGUUUUACUUGGUGAAGGAUGUGUUGGAAAAACCAGUUUAGUAUUACGGUAUUGUCAAGACAGAUUUAACGAUAAACAUCUCACAACAUUACAAGCAUCGUUUUUAAAUAGACGCCUUAAUAUUGAUGGCAAACGAGUAAAUUUGGCGAUAUGGGACACAGCUGGACAAGAAAGGUUCCAUGCUUUAGGACCAAUAUAUUACAGAGAUAGUCAUGGAGCAAUAUUAGUAUACGAUAUAACAGAUGAGGAUUCGUUUCAAAAAGUAAAAAACUGGGUAAAAGAAUUAAAGAAAAUGUUAGGAGACGAUAUUUGUCUAUGCAUUGCAGGCAACAAGAUAGAUUUAGAAAAAGAUCGACACGUAGAAACAAGCGAAGCGGAAGAGUACUCACGCUCAGUAGGGGCGAAACAUUAUCACACAUCUGCCAAAUUAAACAAGGGUAUAGAAGAAUUGUUUCUUGAUUUAACGAAGCGUAUGAUGAAAAAGCAAGCGGAUGACGAAGCUGAAAUAGCAACCAAUCCAAACUCGUCAAAAGGGCGCGACCAAUCAACGAGACCGAAAGACGUAAUUAUCGUUGACGAUGCACCGAAAAAGAAGUCAAGUGGCUGUUGCUCUUCUUCGUAGCGUCUAUAUAUCGCAUUUUGUAUAGUAUCUAGAGAAUUAGGUGCUACGCAACGUUCUUCAUAAACAUUUCUUUUAUAAUGCUCGGCCAACAUGUGUUCAGUGGGUUUAUAAUUAUAUCAGCAAUCGAUAUAUCAUUAAAUUUUCCUGCCAGACUCAAUUUCCGUCAAAUUUCCAUCGUUUUGUUUGUUGUUCAGUAAAAAGCCGCUUCAUCUGCACAUUACAACACGUAAAUAUAAUUUUGUAAAUUAAUGCGCGUUUUACUGCCAUUUCCUACGGCGAUGUUGGCGUCCUUCUGUUUGAUAAAUUGUUGGGCAUAAUAUCUUAGCUAGAUUUUGUGCUCCAGCGAUAAGCUCAAACGUAGUGACCACACGGAAUUUCUAAAAAAAAUUAUUGUGGAAAUUCCUCGUGUUGAAUUUAAAUUUUAAUUUUCUGUGGUCACCAUGUUAAAUCUAGUGUAAAGAGUUCCGGGUAUUAUGCAUGAAUUCUUUCGCUUAGACGAACUUGUAUUUGUGUAGUAUUGUUCCGAUGUUGUGCGUGUAAUCUUGUGUCAGUUAUGUUUUUAAAAACCUUACCGAUCUGCUUUAUAUGUGUGAAUAUAAUUUCGUACUUAAAA
Molecule: messenger RNA, 2292 nt
Organism: Hydractinia symbiolongicarpus
Lineage: Eukaryota; Metazoa; Cnidaria; Hydrozoa; Anthoathecata; Hydractiniidae
Product: ras-related protein Rab-21-like
Exons: 7
Coding region: 1023-1679 (218 amino acids)
Biological process (GO): Rab protein signal transduction
Molecular function (GO): GTPase activity; GTP binding
Source: RefSeq, a predicted model, not a curated record